This is a messenger RNA of Cutaneotrichosporon cavernicola, 1131 nucleotides long. RefSeq lists its product as uncharacterized. The record is from RefSeq and is a predicted model, not a curated record. Bases 1 to 1131 code for a protein of 376 amino acids. Lineage: Eukaryota; Fungi; Basidiomycota; Tremellomycetes; Trichosporonales; Trichosporonaceae. Gene Ontology annotation, molecular function: pantoate-beta-alanine ligase activity. The transcript is spliced from 4 exons. Gene Ontology annotation, biological process: pantothenate biosynthetic process.
AUGUUCGCCUUGGCACAGCGGGGCGCUCGCGCUCAUGCGCCUCCACUCGCACGCGGAUUCAAUAGUGCUCGCAACCACAUUCCCGUGAUCCGCUCCCUUGGCCAGAUGCGCAGGUGGCGUGCGCAGGCCCGCUCCCUCGGCCUCGAGGUCGGCCUCAUUCCAACCAUGGGCGCGUUACACGAUGGACACUUGAACCUCGUGAGGGCGAGUGUGAACCGUCAUCCAUUGACGGUCAUGUCGCUGUUCGUAAACCCAACCCAGUUUGCGCCUCACGAGGAUCUGAAUGCUUAUCCACGCACGUUUGAGAGUGACAUGGAUAAGUUGCGCGGGUUGUUGCGCCAGGGACCAGCCGCUGUUAUUCACGGGUUGGGUAUUAGCGAGUACGACCGCCGACUGCCCAAGCAGAACCCCGGCCCGCCGCAGGGCGAGAGCCCGCUCGUCGUCUUUGCCCCGACAGUCGAUACCAUGUACCCUCUCCGUGGCGAGCUGCAGAACUUGACUGAGCACAAGGGUGCGACAAUCCACGUUAAAGGAUGGGGCGACGUCAUGGAGGGCGCAUCACGCCCCCAGUUCUUCACCGGCGUCUCAACAGUGUGCACCAAGCUGUUCAACGCUGUCGAGCCGGAUCACGCCUACUUUGGCCAAAAGGAUAUCCAGCAGGCUCUGCUGCUCAAAAUUCUCCAACAGGACCUCCUCUCCUCCCACCCCCCUCCUGAGAACCUCCACAUCCUCCCGACAACGCGUGACAAGGACACUGGCCUUGCCCUCUCCAGCCGCAACUCAUACCUCUCCGAGCCGGAACUCAAGGUGGCUCCCGUCUUACAGCGGGCAUUAAAAGCGGCCAGCAGCGCAUGGGACAACUGUGCGAGUGGCUCGACCAUGAUCGAGGUCGCGAAUCGCGUGGUUGCCGAGGAACAGGAGCGUAUCCGCAACGAGGGGGAGGACGUCGUCCUCACGCCCGACUACUUUGAGGUGUUUGACCGGCAGACGUUUGCACCGUUCCGCGGGACGCCGACUGGCGAGGACAAGCUCGUCAUUUCGGGCGCGUUGCGGGUUGGCAAGACGCGUCUGAUUGAUAACCUCCUCCUUGGGUGGGAUGCCGAGGCGCUGGACGUGUCGAACGAUGUCUAA